This is a messenger RNA of Paecilomyces variotii, 632 nucleotides long. Its product is annotated as putative 40S ribosomal protein S20. NCBI's taxonomy places the organism in Eukaryota, Fungi, Ascomycota, Eurotiomycetes, Eurotiales, Thermoascaceae. Gene Ontology annotation, molecular function: structural constituent of ribosome. The transcript is spliced from 4 exons. Bases 75 to 368 code for a protein of 97 amino acids. The record is from RefSeq and is a predicted model, not a curated record. Gene Ontology annotation, cellular component: cytosolic small ribosomal subunit.
CACUUGGCUGCCAAACUUCUAGCCGUCGCUUGAACGUCGUUCUCUCUUCUCGAACAACCACCACAACCGACAAAAUGGCGCCAGCAGCAUCCACCGGUGGCAAGAAGCAGAAGAAGAAGUGGUCCAAGGGCAAGGUCAAGGACAAGGCCAACCACGCCGUUGUCCUCGACAAGACCACCUCCGAGAAGCUCUACAAGGACGUCCAGUCUUACCGUCUGAUCACCGUCGCCACCCUGGUCGACCGUCUGAAGAUCAACGGCAGCCUUGCCCGUAAGGCUCUCGCCGACCUCGAGGAGAAGGGCCAGAUCAAGAAGGUCGUUGGCCACUCGAAGAUGAACAUCUACACUCGUGCGGUCACCGCUGAGUAAACGGUUUUCUUCGGUGUUUAGCGGUUUUUCCUUGUUACGAACAAUAUCCUCCGACGUCCGAAAAAAUUAUUGGGUGGGCGAUUGAUGGAUACUAGGCUCGAAAGGCAUAGUUCAGAGUGCUACGGAUCACGAAUACUGGACAUGUCAAAUAGGAUGAGGCUCGAAUUGAUCACAGUCCGCUUCGCCUAGCAAGGCUUCAAAACCAUUCGCUUCGCCCAAUAGGGCUGAAUUCAAAAGAAUUGAAAUAUAUACGAAAGAAGAACU